GGGGCACAUGCGGACAUACAUCCGCUCUUCCCGUCUUCAAAUCUCUACUCACUUCCUCCUUCCUUUUUCCUUUUUUCCCUUUCCCAGAGAGAGAGAGAUCGAGACAGAUCUAUCUCUCUAAUAUCCUGACGAUAUCUUCAGUAGCCGUUGGGGAUUUGAUUUAGAGAGAGGGGAAUUUUGUUGGUGGUCGAUUGAUUGCUUUUGGGGGGGAUUUUGGAUUCGAUGGUUUUUUUCUGAGAAAUCACUGCUUCUGUUUAAUCGAUCUGGGUUCGGCGAAAGGCUGGGUUGACGGAGAUUCUCUCUCUGGUGGAGUCUGUUCGUGUGAUUUCGAGAUCAGGGUGGUGAAAUUUUCCUGGGUGUCUUGUAGGCGGAAGGUUUUCAAUUCGAUUUCAGGGGGGUUUUAAAGCGUUUGCCGUGAAAAUUUCGCCCUAGGUAACGAAGAAAAUGGCUGGAUCAGACGAGAACAAUCCUGGAGUACUCGGACCAAUGAAUCUCCAAGGGGGUUUGCAAGGUGGUGGUGGAGGAAAGUCCAUGCCGGCGACUGGGCAGACUCGGAGAGCACUCAGUACCAUUAACAAGAACAUCAUCGGAGCUCCACAUUAUCCUUGUGCAGUCAAGAGAACACUGUCUGAAAGGAAUGCCAUCUGCAGUAAGAACGACCCUCCUCUUCCGGUGCAUCGACCAGUUACCAGGAUGUUUGCUUCUCAAUUAACUGACAAAAGGCAGCAAACGCAGCAGGAGGAAACCAAGAAAUCAGUCUCGAUUUCUGGUGAGUCGGCCGAUAAAAUCAUCAUCGAUGCCGACGAAGGAGAAUUUAAUGAGCCAAUGUUUGUUCAACACACUGAAGCAAUGCUUGACGAGAUAGACCGGAUGGAGGAGAUUGAAAUGGAAGACGUGGAUGAUGAUGAUGAUGAUGAUGAUGAUGAUGAAGAGCCUUUGAUCGAUAUAGACAGCUGUGACAAGAAUGAUCCUCUCGCGGUGGUUGAAUAUAUCGAUGAUCUGUAUUCCUUCUACAAAGAAAAUGAGUGCCGAAGCUGUGUCCCACCAAACUACAUGGAGAAUCAACAGGACCUAAACGAGAGGAUGAGAGGAAUUCUCAUUGACUGGUUGAUCGAGGUGCACUACAAGUUCGAGCUGAUGGAGGAAACCCUUUAUCUCACAGUCAAUCUCAUUGACAGAUUUCUAGCAGCUCAGGAAAUAGUGAGGAAAAAGCUUCAGCUUGUUGGUGUUACAGCUAUGUUGCUUGCUUGCAAAUAUGAAGAGGUUUCAGUUCCGGUGGUAGAUGAUCUCAUUCUCAUAUCCGACAAAGCUUACACCCGGACAGAAGUGCUCGAUAUGGUAAUAUUUCAGGAUCAAAACAUACGAUGCUUCAUAACUAAAUGUCAUAUUCUGAGAAAGAAUAAUGGUGUGAAAAUGAGAGAGAACAUGUGUUUCUUCUUGCAGGAGAAACUAAUGGUUACUACCUUGCAAUUCAACUUCUGUCUUCCGACUCCAUAUGUGUUCAUGAGACGGUUUCUGAAAGCUGCACAAUCCGAUAAAAAGCUUGAGCUUCUAUCAUUCUUCAUCAUCGAGCUUUGCCUGGUGGAAUACGAGAUGCUGAAGUACCCUCCAUCUCAAUUAGCAGCAUCAGCGAUCUACACUGCCGAGUGUACGCUUAACGGAUUCAAGCAAUGGAACAAGACCUGCGAGUUGCACACAGGGUACACUGAAGAACAGCUACUGGAAUGUUCGAGAAAGAUGGCCACUUUCCAUCAAAAGGCAGGGACAGGGAAACUGACUGGUGUACACAGGAAGUACAGCACGUCCAAAUUCGGUUAUGCUACAAGAAACUUACCAGCUACUUUCCUUCUCUAACUUUUUUUAACAUCGAAUGUCACAAAAUGAUCUAUUAUAAUAAUAAGCCAUUUUGUCAUAACAUGAUCAAAGUCAGUUAAAGCAACCAAAGUUGCCCCUGUCGAGUGGGUUUAAUGUCUGAAAACGUAUGUAUCUGGGCGUCUGAGUCAGGUUCUUGUUCAAUCCUUUUUUAUCCUCUUUACUUAUGAGCAAUAAAGGAUUGUUAGCCAAAAUUCUGCUCUCUUUAGAUUUCCUUGUUCAUGACUAACUUCAUUUCUGAAUGCCAAUAAAGCUGUUUGGCAAUAUCUGUCUCUGUAUUUUCUGUAUUUUAGCUGAAAAAAAAUUAAAUUUCGAAGAGAAACCAAGUAAAAAUUUUCAUAGUACUUCAAUGUCAUUCUGCAGAAUUCAUGGUGGAAUUCGCAAAAGACCAUCUGAAAACAUGUCAACAUUCCAACAUCUUACUACCCAAAUACAGAAACAAAGAGCAUCCGGUCAUCUCUCUCUCUAUCUGUCCCAUGCCCUCGUUAAUGUCAAACAUUGGUUUUGCAGAGAAAA
Tarenaya hassleriana is the source of this 2388-nucleotide messenger RNA. RefSeq names its product cyclin-B2-4-like. Gene Ontology annotation, molecular function: cyclin-dependent protein serine/threonine kinase regulator activity. The transcript is spliced from 11 exons. Bases 445 to 1854 code for a protein of 469 amino acids. Gene Ontology annotation, cellular component: nucleus; cyclin-dependent protein kinase holoenzyme complex; cytoplasm. Lineage: Eukaryota; Viridiplantae; Streptophyta; Magnoliopsida; Brassicales; Cleomaceae. Gene Ontology annotation, biological process: regulation of cyclin-dependent protein serine/threonine kinase activity; mitotic cell cycle phase transition. The record is from RefSeq and is a predicted model, not a curated record.